Messenger RNA from Ricinus communis (castor bean), 1837 nucleotides. RefSeq names its product VAN3-binding protein. Bases 132 to 1604 code for a protein of 490 amino acids. The transcript has 7 exons. The record is from RefSeq and is a predicted model, not a curated record. Gene Ontology annotation, biological process: phloem or xylem histogenesis; auxin-activated signaling pathway; leaf vascular tissue pattern formation. Lineage: Eukaryota; Viridiplantae; Streptophyta; Magnoliopsida; Malpighiales; Euphorbiaceae.
CCUCCAAAAUAUAUGCCUAUGGGUAUAAAGACAUCCUAAAGCCCUACUAACCCUUUGCCCCCAAAUCUCAGGACCCAACACUCUUCUUCAUUUUUUUUGGUUACAUUCACAUACUUCUUCUUCAUACACACAUGGAAGAUGGUAUUCCUCUAAUCACAACUCGAAGGCUAGAGCAACAUAGCCCUGCCUGCUCCAUGCAACUGCCAGAAAGCCCAAAAGUUCCUAUGGAUUUCCUGUCAAGGUCUUGGAGUAUUUCUGCUCUUGAAGUUUCCAAAGCUCUCUCUUGUAUGGCUCCUUCCAACAAGUCUACUAAUAGUAGCUCUAGUUGCACCACUGCUUCUAUACUUGAAGAUAUUACUGGAGAGCCUGAGGAGAUCAUUGCUCGCAGUAAUAAUAGUUCUUCCAACCAGUUCCCUUUCGCUUCUUCUGCUACUUGUCAGAUAGUUCUUGAACGUAUCAUGUCUCACUCAGUGAGUGCAAAUGAAGUCUCGCCAUUGACAUCAGGGAGGCUCUCUCACAGCAGUGGACCAUUGAACUUGGGAGACUCGGACAGCCCUCCGAUUUCGCCCUCCGAAGAAUUUGAUGAUGUGGUUAAGUAUUUUCAGUCACAGAAUACCAUAAAUCCCCUAUUCAAUGGCGGUCGGGCCAGCGCCGGCAACGGCAAUGGCGGUGGUGGUGCUGCCGGUGGAACAAAGACUGUUGGAAGGUGGUUGAAGGAGAGAAAAGAGAAGAAGAAAGAAGAAAGCAGAGCCCAUAAUGCUCAGCUCCACGCUACUAUUUCAGUAGCUGCAGUAGCUGCUGCUGUAGCAGCCAUUGCAGCAGCUACAGCUUCUUCUUCAUCAUCAGGUAGAAACGAGCAGCUAGCCAAGACUGAUAUGGCUGUUGCAUCCGCAGCCACAUUGGUGGCUGCACAGUGUGUGGAGGCAGCUGAGGCAAUGGGAGCUGAGCGUGACCAUCUUGCUUCAGUAGUGAGCUCUGCUGUGAGUGUUCGUUCUCAUGAUGAUAUCACCACUCUUACAGCGGCUGCUGCUACUGCUCUUCGUGGGGCAGCAACCUUAAAGGCAAGAGCAUUGAAAGAUGUUUUGAAUGUUGCAACUGCGUUACCAACAGAGAAAGGGAUAGGGAUUUGCGGUGUAGGGAAUCAUUUGAAUCAUAACAGGAAUUCUAGCGGUGAGCUUGUCUAUGGAGAGAACUUUCUUGGUGCUUGUAAUCUUGAGUUUCUUGCCAGGGGUAGUGAGCUUCUUAAACGCACCCGCAAAGGUGAUUUACACUGGAAAAUUGUGUCUGUUUAUAUUCACAGGACUGGACAGGUGAUGCUGAAGAUGAAGAGCAGACAUGUCGCAGGGACUAUAACCAAAAAGAAAAAGAAUGUGGUGGUGGAUGUGUGCAAGGACAUGGCAGCAUGGCCGGGGAGACACUUGUUUGACGGAGGAGAUCAGCGUCGAUACUUCGGAUUGAAGACAGCAACAAGAGGGAUUAUAGAGUUCGAAUGCAAGAACCAGAGAGAACACGAUAUGUGGACUAAUGGCGUCUCAAAGCUUCUUUGCACUGUAUCCCAAAGGAAGAAAAAUAUGAGCUUGCCAAGACAACGACUAGGCUUCUGAUUAUAUUGGACUGAAUUGUUAAUUCGUUGCUGUGAGUAUUAGGACUGUAGAAGUGAACAAACUAGAUGACUUUCAGGCCUUUUAACCAAGGAAACGAAAGGGGCUACUUUGGGUACAAAAAUUAAAAUAGAGAGAAGAAGUUCAGAUUCUAGUAAGAGACUGUUCUUGUAGGUUGCGAAGAUAUGGUUGCUUAUCUACUACAAUGAAUAACAUAGUUUAUCUCCAUGCGCAAA